GAUAAGCUUGCUACUUGUGUUUUGCCUGUAGCAGGAUUGGUGUUAGAAUGAAUAGGAAGUUUGAAAAGGAAGUGUGAAAAUAGACUAAAGACAGCGUAAUGUUGAUAGUAAUCAUUAUGCUUCUUUACAGAGAAGAUGAAGAACUCUCUGCUGGCAGCUAUCUUUUUACUUGUUAGAGGCUCCUGCCGCUGCUCAGCGCGGGACUCUCCGUUCUGCCGGCAGCUGACAGAUUGGGACAAUGAAUUGGUGUGUUACAAGGAAUUAAGUGAGGAUCUAACCUGCACCUGGCUGCCAGUACCUAGUGCUGCAAAUACAGUUAAUUAUACUGUAUACCUAAAAUGGAACAAAAUACGAAAACUUUUUCAGCGAAACACAUCAUCACCUUCCAUCACAAUAGAGCGAAAGAAUCUCUACAUUGAGAGAUUUGCAACCAUUUGGAUAGCAGUGAAUUAUGACAAUAACACCUGUGCCAAAGGAAGGAACAUCUCAGUUUUACCAAGCAAAGCAGGAAAGUGCUUGUCACCAUCUAACAUAAAUGCUUAUCAGAUCACAAACCAAUUGAUAAUGAAGUGGGACCUGCCCACAGCUCAUACACCAUAUGAGCUGAGAUACAGAGAGGCACUCACAGAAUCUGCUCCAUGGACAGUGGUGCCUGUAGGAAGUAAUGUUUCCAACGUCACCAUUUCAAAUUUAAAUGCUAUGUCUUCAUACAUUGUUCAGCUCAGAUGCAUAACCAAGGAUGAUCUCAAAUGUGUUUGCAUUUGGGGCAAGGAGAUUUUGGUCCCUCACAAACUCAUGAACAAGCCAAGAAUAUCAUAUAAUGUAACUACACAAGUCUCUCCAGGAAGAAGAAGUGUUCUCUUGAAGUGGGAGGUAGCACAAAGUGAGAAUAUCCUUGGAUAUUUUGUUAAUGUGGAAAGAAUACCCAACAGUUGCAGCCAACCACCACAUCACAUCUCUCUCAAAGACAGAAAAAUUCUUGUUAAUGUCUCCAUGGCUUACUACAGACUUAAUAUUUCUGCCUAUAAUGAAGCAGGAGAAUCUCCACGAGCUAUCUACAUUGUUCCAGAAUUCCCUGUAACAGACUUGCCUGGUCAAAUCCAUGUCAAAAGCCAGGGAACAAAUGCAGUUGUCACAUGGACUCCAGAAUACAAACCAAAAUGUUUUGUGGUUGACUGGGGCACUAGUAAAGAGAAUAUGCACAUGAAAAUAAUAACUACGGCUACUGGAAAUUUCACAUUAGACAAUUUUCAGCCAUAUAAGUUGUACAAAAUAAUGGUACAUGCAUCUGAUGUGUGUCAGUGUGAAAGUUUCAUAAAACAUGAAAAGACUUUUGGAGUGACUCACUUUUACUUCAUUGAAGGAGUUCCUAGGACUGGUCCAGCUAAUGUGACAAUUCUGAAUAUCACAAAGCAUUCUGCACUUGUGAAGUGGACUGAAAUACCUGCAGAAGACCGUCUGGGCUUUCUCCAGGGAUACAGGAUCAGUUACACAGAUUCAUCAACGAAAAAGUCUCCAGCUGUUACUCUCAACGCUUCUAUCACAAGUUACCAUCUUACCGGACUGAAGGAAAAGACCACCUAUCGUGUGCAGAUUUCAGGAUUCACUAGUGCUGGAGAAGGACCUCAGACUCUUUCACAGCCUUUCAGCACUCCAAAAUAUGAUAAAGGAGAACUUGAAGGUUUUGUGAUUGGUCUUUGUUUCAGCAUGGUACUCAUUCUGGUUUUUGCACCUCUCACUUGUUCUCUGGUGAUUAAAAGGCUGAAAAUAUCAUAUUGGCACAGUGUACCCACCCCAGGAAACAGCACUGCACUCCAGGAUAUGACUAAUUGGAAACGCGUUUCAGGAACACUGCUUCAGGCCCUGUCAGACAAUGAUACCACCAGCCUUUUUGUCAUAGAGCAUGAAUCAAAGGUUCCUCUGACCCUAGAUCUCUCCAUAGAUGGUGGAGAAGACAACAAGCAUGACACCUGCCAGUCAGAAAAACCUAGCAAUAGCAUAGACAUGAGUCCAAGGCAUGAAGAAAUCCCUGCAGAAGCAGUGACAAGUGAAGAAGACACCAUUUCCAUGGAAGUACCACUCUUGAGUGACUAUGCCAGCAUGGAGUUUAGUCAGAAAGCCCUGAUGGGUCUGGCAAUGAGCACACCUGAAAGAACUGCUCAUCCUCGUCUGAAAAUGGAACUAAGCAGUAAGCCAGCACAAACUGUGCAGAAGGUUUUGUUUGCUUCCCAGGACUACCUCAAACAAAGCCAGGUGGUACUUCUGCCAUCUGGACCAAAUUUCAUGGGACAAGCCAAUUAAACCUGAAGCAUCUUCAUUAUUUUCCUUACCAUAAAAUGAAGUUCCAAGUCUUGUUGUACGUCAGUGGAGCCACUAGGACCAUAUGGGACAGUGAGCUUGUGACAAUAAUUAUCUCCACUAUAGUAACUUUCCUUGGUGAAAUAGAUUGAUUGUAUUAUAAGAUUAGCUAUUUCAACACAGUCGUCCAGUGGAAAAGUUCAUCUUCACACGCCAAAACCUUUAGUGAUUUACAUGAAAAAUCUUUCAGUAAAGUACCUCUUGCAUGAUAUUUUGUUCCAGGGCAUUCAGGAGCCAUUCAAGGUUUCCACUCUAAGCACAAUGUCAUUGUAGACAUCAGAAAAAUUCUCUACUCCCUUUGACCAGCUUCGGAUCUGAUUUUCAGAUCCAGUAAGUUCUUCGCCAAAAAAAAAAUUACAGCAAAAGUGUCCACCGCUUCAAAUUAGGAAUCUAAAGUUUGCUUAUUGAUCCAUGAAAAACACCAUUAGUGCUUUACAUUCCAGAACUUUACACCUUUAUUCAUUGUAGAUAAAUAGUGCUGUGUAAGUGAAGAUGAUAAUAAGUUUCAUUAACAGUAUUGGAGUUGUUACUUGUAUGAAAUUAAGGCUAUUUCCUCCUACAAUUGCCCACACAUUCAGAAAAACCCAUCCAAAAUUUGUGAUGAGGUGUAAUUGCAGAUAUAUUUUCACACUGCAAUGACAAUAACUGUUAAACAGACUUCAGGAGCUGAACAUGGAUUUCAAGUAUCCAUACCUCCCAAGAUUGCCUGGAAGAGGAGCCACUAGAAUACAGGGGAUAAAAGGGUCUUCCUCAAUAUGCUGUCUAUGCAACUCCAUCAUGUAUCUCCACAAUGCAAGGAGUCUCAACCAUUUUCAGGCUUACAAGAGUUUCUCAGUCAUGAAAUCUCCAACCAUUAAUGGUCUGCACUUAUUGUAGAAGACCCAGUUUAUUGUUGUUGUCUCAAGUUUAAGGAGUAUUUUAUUAAAAUUGCUUUGUGGAGAAAGAAAUUGAUCAACUGUAUCAUAAGCACCAGAGAAUCCAUAGAUGGAUAUUUUAAAAAAUUUUCUCAUUAAAAGUGAAGGAUGAUUGGCAUUCACGCAAAUAUUUCCACUCAUAUCAGGCAGCAUGAAUGAUAGAAUUAUAGAAUAGCCAUGCUCACAAAAACUCGGAGAAAUUCCAUAUCCCCACUUCAUUGAUUCAGUGAGAAUCCAAAACAAAACCUAGUUUAUUAAUUUUCCUUAUUUAUAUUCACUGUCUCUUUGUCUGUUAAGAUUACCAGGAACAAACCUGUAUUUCACUGUGGGUUAUGCACUGUAUUUUUUCUUAGCACUUAAAAUUCCUUCUUGUCCCACAAAGCAAUGUGCACUCAUAGCUGUUAAAUCUUGCAAUUGAAACAAGAGGUAAGAGAAGCACACCCUAGAGACUGCACAACUUUGGACAGCCCUUUAAAUAUCUUUCUUCUUUUUCUGAACUUUAAUUUGGUGACUUUGCCUAAUUGAAUUUAAGAGAAUGCAAAUGAUCCUGCUGUUAGUGGAGCUAUUUUUACUGAUAAUAUCAAGUAGUGCUAUUGAAAUGCUGUUACAGACAAUGAAGUCCUGAUAUAUAAUCUUUAUCAAGUAGUCAUAAUUUGCCCUUUUCCAGAAUAAAAUAAUUAUCCAUGCUCAUUACUUACAGUAUUUCUUUCAUUUCUGGCCAAAGAAACUUAUUUUUCUGGUGCAUACCUUCAAUAGUUUUACUCAUCCCUGUAAACACCAAAUUCUUCUUUUUGUACUCUGGAUCUAACAAACCAAUACGUAUUAUUCUGUUAUGGAUAAAAUAUGUAUAAAGUAAGCAAGUAGAACCAAACUAAAGCCUUGUAAGCAGUUCCAGUACAUGAAACAUGAAACUCAAGAGACAGAUUGGGCUUUUAACCUGGUGAUUAUCAACUCCACUCUACUAGCCAUUGCCUGACAUCUUAUUACAGACAAUUCAUAUAGCAGAACAGGAGAGUUCCACCCAUGGAUAUUAAAUAGAAGGUAUAGAUGCAUUCUACUUUCAGUUAUAAAGUUCAAAAUAUAUGUAAUUCUUAAUUGAUCUCAUUAGAGCAAUAUUUGCACAAUGGCCAUAAACAGUACAUUUGGGAGAAUAAGAGAUACAUAUAAAAUCCUGGUGUGGAGAUUGGAAACAAAUUCAAAACCCAUCUCAUUAUGAUGUAUACUUUGGGAGCAAAGAAAGAACCUUUUAUGUGGAGAGAAAUAGAAAAAGCACAUUUACUAAAUAGUUUCAUGGAGCCAAAAAGGAGGUUUAGUUGGAAUAAUGUACUUACUCUGCAAUACAAGAGACAUACCAUGUUCAGGUCUUCGGGUUAGGGAAAUACAGAUGUCUGUGGUAUCUGUUUUUGGUUGGCUCUCCUGUGGAGAUUUUUAUUUCAGUUAGAAUGGUCCUACAACAAUUAUCUAGUUGUACUCUCUGACCUCUUCAAGCAGUUUAAAAAACAGUGACUGCAGAAACCUUCUUACACAAAUAAACAUGUAAGAUACUUGAUUCCAUGUGUUAUAGUACUGUUCAAGUGGUUAGUGUAGUGUUCUUAGCAUCAAUAUUCUUAGCUUCAAUAUAUGUUAUGUGGAGUGAAAUUGCAGAUGUGAAAGCUCAGGACCACAAAAGACAAGGUAUUUUAUAAUUAAAUUUUUGCUGCUUUUUCACUGUCAGCAUAGCUCUGGAUGAUCACUGUCACCAUUAGUGAGAAUUUAGACAUGGUGAAAGCUUAGACAACUGUAGGCCUGGAAGCACAUCAUCAUCAUGAUUUAUAGCAUGGGAUAUUAUACUGUAAGGUUACAGUACUUUAUCAUUCUAUAUUUACAUAAAAAGGAAAGUAAUACUCAGUCUCUAAUACAGCACAAAACUAGGUUAGUAUACAUGUAUUUUUCUGGUAUCCAGAGUAGAUGUUUCUUCUUGCAUGAGGAGUUUUUAUUAUUUUAAUUUGUCAUAUUUUUAAUUUAGUGCUUAAAGUCAGACUACACUGCAGUAGUUAGCUCUGAAAAUUAAUACUGUAUCAGACACAAAACAAACAAGGACUCACCCUGGAACAGGACAUUGCAGCAACAACAAUACUGUAGAGGCUUAUUCUGCAUUAGUUAACAAGUGAAUAAUAAUGUCUACCAAAUAUCUACAAAUUCCCCCAGAAUCUAAGCCUUUAAGCUCAGAGCCUUAACCCUUUUAGUCACUUUUAUGGCACAAUAGUAUCUGCAUUUGAGCAGAGCUGUCUGGAAAGCAGAGAACACAGGGGCAUCCUGUCAACUCAAGUCAACUGCAGUUAUUGCUACAAAAAUUGUCAAAUAAUGAAGCCCUUCAUGAAAGACCUCUGGUUACAGAAGAUACUCUUGGCCCAGUGUCAUAGGUUUGUGGCUUGCCUGUUUCUCUCACUCAGUGGUGCUAUGUGUCUGCCACCUGAAUGAGGUUAAAUGAGUUCUGGUACAAUGUUGAUGGAAUUUGUAUGAACCUGGAUAAUGAAAAUAGUGACACCUUACACCACUCACUUUGAGCACUGUUUGUAGAAGACUGCUAAGAUAAAUCACUCCAUGCCAGUGGUGUUGGGAUGGGAAUAAUCUUAUCCUCAUAACUAUUUCAAUUCUACAGCAGAAGCACCAGCUUGAUAAUAAAACUAAAAACAACCUGCUGUGCUAGAAAUGGUCAUUUCCAUCACACAUCCUCAGAGACCCCUCCAGUGCUUCACAGAAUCACAGAUCAGUGAGGCUGGAAACGACCUUUAGGAUUGAGACCAACUGAAAACUUAAUAUGGCCAAGCCCACCGCUAAACCACAUCCUUAAGUGCCUCCUGGGAUGGUGGCUUAACCAGUUCCCUGGGUAGUGUGUUCCAAG
Molecule: messenger RNA, 6156 nt
Organism: Zonotrichia albicollis (white-throated sparrow)
Lineage: Eukaryota; Metazoa; Chordata; Aves; Passeriformes; Passerellidae
Product: interleukin-6 receptor subunit beta
Molecular function (GO): protein binding
Source: RefSeq, a predicted model, not a curated record